AUGCCGAGCAGGGCACCGGCCCAUCAUCGUCAUGCUACUCCGAAGCCCACCAUGGCAGAGCGGCCGCAUGCGCAUAAGGAGGCGCCCCCACAUGUGAUACCUAUGACCAAUGUUAUUCCAGGGGACAGUCCCUUCGUCACAUGGGACCAAUUGCAGUCCUCCAUGAGUGUAAUAAGAACUGUUAUAGGCGGGACAGGGGAGUCGGGAGCAACGUUUCCCACACUACCAGAAGACGGCAGCAUUAUGCUGACCUUUCUGCUGCGCAUCGAGCGCCGGUACACCCAGAUGGGAUUGCAGCCGCGCAAGUGGGGAAGUGCACUUAUACUGGACCUUGUGGGCCUGGCUCUAACGUAUUGGAUGUAUCUACGGCGAACUAUCGACUCAAGCGACUGGGCGACGGUAUAG
Messenger RNA from Eimeria necatrix, 405 nucleotides. RefSeq lists its product as hypothetical. The record is from RefSeq and is a predicted model, not a curated record. The coding region runs from base 1 to 405 and encodes 134 amino acids. NCBI's taxonomy places the organism in Eukaryota, Apicomplexa, Conoidasida, Eucoccidiorida, Eimeriidae. The transcript has a single exon.